AUGUACUCGACCCAUGAUCGCCUUCAUACCUACUCGGACGUGGACGAAGCCAUGUUCCAAGACGUUUUGUCUGUGCUCGUCCAGUCGUGCAAAAUGAAGAAGCGGAAUCGCCGACCUUCGCCAUCAUCCUGCGAAACGAGCGAAAAGCGACCACCGAAACGCAUUCGUAUUACACCGUUUCGACGGAUCCUAGCGCUCCGUGCCCAAGUCGACGACCUUACCCUCCAUCGCGACCGACUCCGACAUGCCAAGAAAGUCCGACGAGAGGCGGUUUCCAACGGUAAUCUUGUGGAAGCAGCCAUGCGCGAGCACGAGAUGCUUCUUCGGCACAAGGACCAACUCGCUGCGAUCAUCUUGCGCUUGCAAGCUGACCUGUUUCCGGUGCAUUGUUGGAAUCUCUCGCAACCCGAUCACGCUCCCAACAUCACAAUUGUGUCUCCCCCAUCCCCUUGCGGCGUUUAUGGGUCUAAGACGGUGAUCAAGCACGAACCUUUUGCUGCCGAGGACUACAUUUCAGACGUCCCACAUGCUAUGCAGUCGAUCCCGACCGCCUCCCCAGACGACGAUCCGUCGCUCCUGACCACAUUCGACACGACCCCGUCAAUCCAAGCACGGCCUCCACCUCCGUACACCCCCGUCGAUAUUGGGCACUAUGAUCUUGAAUUGGAUUUCAUCAAGAUGGAAUGCCUUUGA
Molecule: messenger RNA, 693 nt
Organism: Aphanomyces invadans
Lineage: Eukaryota; Oomycota; Saprolegniomycetes; Saprolegniales; Verrucalvaceae
Exons: 1
Coding region: 1-693 (230 amino acids)
Source: RefSeq, a predicted model, not a curated record